Molecule: messenger RNA, 4095 nt
Organism: Misgurnus anguillicaudatus (oriental weatherfish)
Lineage: Eukaryota; Metazoa; Chordata; Actinopteri; Cypriniformes; Cobitidae
Product: calpain-3
Biological process (GO): negative regulation of apoptotic process; proteolysis
Cellular component (GO): cytoplasm
Molecular function (GO): calcium-dependent cysteine-type endopeptidase activity; calcium ion binding
Source: RefSeq, a predicted model, not a curated record
GGAAAAUAAGCGUAUUUUCAAAAAAAGUGGAGUGUCCCUUUAAUAGUUUAACCUGAGAGGGCAUUAAAAGCAAAUUGUAUAAAUACGUUUUUUGGUCACUAUGAUAUUGUGACUUAUGUUGGGUGUAAAAUUUUGUACUGUUAAUUUUUUGGUGAGUAUGCAUUGACCUAAUGUUACAGUAUGUUUCUAUCUCACCCAGAACUGAAUGGUGACCAAUCUCCUUUUGUUUCCAAAAAUAUUAAUUUGAAUAAAAAUAUAGCAAAAAUACAUGGCAAUACAUAUGACAAUGUAGCAAACGCCAUGCCAAUACAGUGUCUUAAGGUAAAAUAUUGCAGUACUUUAAAAUAAAGUUUUGUUAAGUAUUAGCCCGUUGUAGAUAUGCUGAGAGUGCUUAAUACCGAGCUCCAUUGAGAACAGAUUUAGAGCCUGUGAAUGCCUUCUGCUGAGGCAGGCCAUCUCACUGGCCUCUCUUUGGCUGGAUGCUCUCCUUUGUAUCACCCUACAAUGGCAGUACGAGAGCACAACUAUCGCCAAACGUUCAUUGUUUUCCAGCCAAUCGGAGCAAUCCAAAUAGAAGGAUGUUGCAGUUUGUGUUUAUUUUUACUGUGUGUGUGUGUGUGUGUGUGUGUUAGCUAACAUAUUAGUAAAAGAAGUGUGUUCGCACUUUGUCUUUUUCCUCCUAACACCAUGACCACAUGAAAGGUGUGUCAUAUAACGGACAACCAAUCAGAGGUCAGCUCUUUGAAUUUAUGCCAGGGAUUUUGGGCUUACAAGACUUAAGUUGUGGUGGCAAAAGCCAAUUUUUCAAAACUAUCCCAGCGAGACGUAAGAUGCCCUAUACACCGUCUGGUUUCUUUUGUGACCGGUUAAUCCGGGAGAGAGAGAGAAGAGAUGGGGAAGGAUCAUUGAGCAAACCCAUCCGCUUCGGUGGUCAGGACUACAAUGUCCUCCGCCAGGAGUAUUUACAGAAGAAAACUCUCUUUGAAGAUGAAACCUUUCCUGCCACUGUGGAGUCCCUUGGCUACAAAGAGCUAGGCCAAAAAUCCAGCAAAGUUAAGAACAUCAUCUGGAAGCGGCCCAAGGAGAUAUCUGAAAAUCCACAGUUCAUUGUUGGAGGUGCUAGCAGGACAGAUAUCUGCCAGGGAGACCUGGGAGACUGCUGGUUGCUUGCAGCUAUCGCGAGCCUAACAUUAAAUGAGAAGCUGCUGUAUCGUGUUAUACCUCAAGAGCAAAGUUUCUCCGAAGGCUAUGCUGGAAUUUUCCAUUUCCAGUUUUGGCGUUAUGGAGACUGGGUGGAUGUUGUCAUUGAUGACCGCAUUCCCACUGUUAACAACCAGCUGGUGUUCACCAAAUCUGCUGAGAGAAAUGAAUUUUGGAGUGCUCUCCUGGAAAAAGCUUAUGCCAAGCUUCAUGGAUCCUAUGAGGCUCUUAAGGGUGGGAACACUGCUGAGGGGAUGGAGGACUUUACAGGAGGUGUGACUGAAUUCUUUGAGAUGAAAGAGGCACCCAAAGAGCUGUAUAAGAUCAUGAAGAAAGCUCUGGAGAGAGGCUCUCUUAUGGGUUGUUCUAUUGAUUCCCUGGUUCCAGCUCGCUUUGAAACCCGCACCGCUACAGGGCUUGUGAAGGGACAUGCCUACUCUGUGACUGCUGUGGAGGAGUGUAAACAGUCCCAGCAUAAGGAGUCUAAAGUACGUCUGGUUCGGCUACGUAACCCCUGGGGUCAAAUUGAAUGGAAUGGACCUUGGAGUGAUAAUUCGAAAGAGUGGGAAACCAUCUCUAAAUCAGAAAGGGAGAAACUCCAGCAACAAAAUGCAGAAGAUGGAGAAUUCUGGAUGUCAUUUGAGGAUUUUAAGAAAAAUUACACCAAGAUUGAGAUUUGCAACUUGACCCCUGAUGCUCUAGAGGACGAUAAGUUACACAAAUGGACGGUGUCUGUUAAUGAGGGACGCUGGGUGCGAGGCUGCUCUGCUGGAGGUUGCAGAAAUUAUCCAGACACAUUCUGGACAAACCCUCAGUACCGUCUGCGUCUUCGUGAGAAAGAUGAUGAUUCGGAGGACAAUGAAAUGGCCUGCUCUUUUGUCAUUUCUUUGAUUCAGAAAAACAGACGUCGGGAACGCAAGAUGGGUGCGAAUCUCUUCACUAUUGGAUUUUCCAUCUAUGAGGUGCCAAAGGAGAUGCAUGGAAACAAGCAGCACAUGCCGAAGGAUUUCUUCCUGGCUAACAACUCUAAGGCUCGUUCCAAAGCCUACAUUAACCUGCGAGAAGUGACGCAGCGUUUCUGUCUCAGUCCUGGGGAGUAUGUCAUUGUUCCCUCUACCUACGAGCCCCACCAGGAAUGCGACUUUCUCCUCCGCGUCUUCUCUGAAAAGAAAAAUACCUCUGAGGAGAUAGAGAACAGGAUUGAGGCUGAUCAUCCAGUGCCGGAUCCAGCUUCUACUGGGGAAGAGAGCGAGGAGGACCAGCAGUUCCUAUCCAUCUUCCAGCAGAUCGCAGGGGAUCAUAUGGAAAUCUCGGCCAAUGAGCUCAAAGAUGUCUUGAACAAGGUGUUGUCUAAGUACAAGGACAUACACACUGAAGGCUUCAGUCUGGAGAACUGUAGAAGCAUGAUCGCCCUCAUGGAUAUGGAUGGAACGGGAAGACUUAACCUGCAAGAGUUUAAACACUUAUGGAAUAAGAUCAAACAGUGGCAGGGAAUCUUCAAGCGUUACGACUUUGAUCACGCUUGCACCAUCAGCAGCUAUGAGAUGAGAAAUGCCAUCAAUGAUGCAGUCACGUGUCUUGUGUGCCAUUUAGGGAUUCGUCUAAAUAAUCAGCUGUAUGAUAUCAUUGCCAUGCGCUAUGCCAAUGAAAGCAUGAACGUCGACUUUGACAGUUUCAUCAGCUGUCUUGUUCGACUGGAGGGAAUGUUCAGAGCAUUUCAGGCAUUUGAUCAAGAUGGACAUGGCACCAUAAGCCUUAAUGUACUGGAGUGGCUCCAGCUAACCAUGUAUGCUUAGAUCAUCUAUGGAUCCAGGUGAGCCUGACCUCAGCAAGGACCAGAACUACCAGCUUUUACCUCAACACUUCAUGUGCCAGACUACCGUUACCUCUUUCUCUGUACCUCAGCCCAAACUGAACAUUAGAAAAUGUCUCAUUUAUUAGAAAUGGUUACUAAUUUUUUUCUUCUUUGCAAUGACAUGCUUGAUAAAACCAACUCACAGACACAUACAGUUGUUGCUGGAAAUCGUUGUUCGAUUGCUCUUUAGUCUGGAUGUAGUUGGGGCAUUAUAAACAAGACUUUUGAUAACAAUGAACAUUAACAUGGUUACCAGUAUUCUGUCUUAAUUCCUCAUAGAGCAGCAUGAUUUUCACAUGAACUUCAGUGUGUGUUGUGUGUUGUAGGCAGCAUUUACCUCACUAGCAUUAAAGGGUGCUAAUAUAUUGAUGGGUCUGAGAUUUCCCCAUUGCUCAUUUGUUUAAUCCAUACACAUAGUUUUUCCUUGGUAAUUAUAAUGGUCCACAUAGCAUUGGCAUUUUUUAUCUGUGGGAUCUGUUUUUCAGGGAUGAAACACAUGGAAUCUAUCUCUCUUAAUAAUAAUACAGUUUUUCCUUCUCUAAUAAGACGCAUUCUUUUUAAAUCCCAUUUAAAAACAAUAUCCAUAACAACCCAAUAACUCAUAAGUGGACCACUCAUGGACGGCUACUGUCCUGUAGAGUUCAUCUCCAACAUACAUAAACAAGCUGUUUUGGAUUUCUGGAAAAUUACAGGCGGUUGUGUUUGAUGAGGGUUAAAACUAAACUUUGCAGGACAUUGGUCAUCCAUGAUGGAGUGGAAUAGCUUUCUCAACCCCUGCCUCAUCCUUCUUUCAAAUCUUUCUUUUCCCAGACACAUUAUAAUUUUGUAAUAAAAGAAACCAGAUGAAUAUCAUCAGAAAGCCACACAAAACUCAUGGGUACCUGACGGGCAGUUGUGUUCAGGGUCUUUACUUCAUAUUGUGGCCAUAAAAAAUAGACUUUUUGUCUUAGCCUCAUUUAACCUUUUGUUUAAGUAAGUGUACUGACUUCACUUGUUAAACCAAAUAAAUAAUUAUGGAGUUCUUGGCUGAAGUGCUUUUA